Molecule: messenger RNA, 1545 nt
Organism: Megalops cyprinoides (Indo-Pacific tarpon)
Lineage: Eukaryota; Metazoa; Chordata; Actinopteri; Elopiformes; Megalopidae
Product: ankyrin repeat domain-containing protein 33B-like
Exons: 4
Coding region: 1-1545 (514 amino acids)
Molecular function (GO): protein binding
Source: RefSeq, a predicted model, not a curated record
AUGGUUUUGAUAAUGGACGACGGGGACAGAGGAGGGUCCUCUUUUGUCAAACAUAACCAAGUUUACCCAAAAAGUAACAGUGAUUACGAUGGGGAGGACGAGAAGUCUUCUCCACAGUCGGACGAAUGUCUGGGAUCUUGUGAUUCUGAUGACGACGACGACGAUGUCUAUCAGGAAUUUGAGGAAUACGAAGACUUUUCCGAGUUGCCCGAUACUAAAAGUAUUGCUUCGGACGACUCAUUCUAUCCACCAGAUGACUCGCUUGCCUACGUGAGAUCCCCAUCUCCAGAGAGUCCGGCACCUCUAACCUUCUUCCAAGCGUGCUGUAACAAUAACGCUAUCAUAGUCAAAAUAAUGAUAAGACAAGGAGUUACUGAAGAGGAGGUCAGAGAGACAGAUAGAAACAACAGGACAGGACUCAUCGUGGCCUGUUACCAAGGUUACGUGGACGUUGUCAUCGCCCUAUCUCAGUGCCCCUACGUCGACGUCAACUGGCAGGACAACGAAGGGAACACCGCCCUCAUCACUGCUGCCCAGGCCGGACACAUAAUGAUCUCCAACUACCUGCUCAACUACUUCCCUGGGCUUGACAUUGAGCGCAGGAACUGCCACGGAUUCACCGCCAUGAUGAAGGCCGCCAUGCAGGGGCGGGCAGACUGUGUCCGCGCUCUGAUGCUGGCAGGCGGAGACCUGGAGGCGCGCGACUACGGCAGGAAGCUGACCCCGCGGCAGUGGGCCCUGUUCACCGGCCGCCGCGAGACGGCCUACCUCAUGCUGCGUCUGAUGGCCCAGCCGUGCGCCGAGCAGUUCUGCGACACCUACCGGGCCGAGUGGCCGCAGCUGUCCGAGCUGGUGGCCAAGGCCCGCGAGCCCAAGGGCUGCAUGAGGAAGGUGGCAGAGAAGGUCUGCGGCGCCUUCUCCCUCACCCUGACCACCAAGACCAACGCCCAGGAGGACGGCGUCCUGGACCACAUGGUGCGCAUGACCACGGGCCUGGCCAGCCCGUUUGUGGCGGUGGCGUGCCGGACGGUGAGCCCGGGCAGCCCGCCCUGCCUGGGGAAGCGGCGCUACGCCGUACAGGAGAUCCUCCGGCGGCAGCGGGUGGCGGAGCUGCGCAGCCUGGGGCCCGAGCGCCUCAACAACUACAAGCGGCUCUUCCAGAACUCGCGCGUGACGCUGGUGCCCCGCAAGGCGGACCGGCGGGCCAGCCUGCAGCCGCAGCUGCUGCGUGAGGCGGCGGCGGCCGCCUCGGCCGUGGCCAUGCGGCGCAGCAGCCUGCUGCCGCUGCACAUGGUGCGGCGGAGCAGCGUGCGGCCCGGCAUGGUGGUGCCCAAGGUGCGCAUCUGCAAGGCGCCGCCGCCCACCUACGAGCCCGAGAAGGUGGGCCGCCGCAAGGGCAGCAGCGCCAAGGACGCGCAGCACCUGCAGAUCCCCAAGUGGAGGUACAAGGAGCUGCGGGAGGAGAGGAAGAAGGCCGAGGAGGCGGAGCGGAGGAGGCUGGACAUGCUGAGCCGGAGACACUUCACCAUCGGAAACAGGAAGUGA